Molecule: messenger RNA, 4535 nt
Organism: Dipodomys spectabilis (banner-tailed kangaroo rat)
Lineage: Eukaryota; Metazoa; Chordata; Mammalia; Rodentia; Heteromyidae
Gene: Slc22a12
Product: solute carrier family 22 member 12
Exons: 21
Coding region: 288-3917 (1209 amino acids)
Biological process (GO): transmembrane transport
Cellular component (GO): membrane
Molecular function (GO): transmembrane transporter activity
Source: RefSeq, a predicted model, not a curated record
GUGGUAGAUGUGGGGGUGGGGGGCCGCAGUGGAGACUCUCCCUGAUACCCCCCGGAGCAUGCUGGGAUGUCUUCUAGAGACAGUGGGCACGCUCCCUGAUGCCCGCCCCUCUCCCAGGGCAUGCUGGGAUGUCUUCUAGAGACAUCAAAGCCUUCCAGAGAACCUGGGGACUGUCAUCCUGCUGGUGUGGGGACGGUGGCCACUGAGAGGCUCAGCCAAGGCCUGGGGUCUGGUUCCAGGCAGGCGAGGCCCUGGCCUGCACCCUGGGCGCCAGGGGCAGCCAGGGCAUGGCGUUUGAGGAGCUGUUGGAGCGUGCUGGUGGCAUGGGCCUCUUCCAGGUGCUCCAGUUGGCCAUACUGUUCCUCCCAUCCCUCUUCACCCCUCCGAACCUGCUGCUGGAGAACUUCUCGGCCGUCAGCCCCAGCCACCGCUGCUGGACCUCCGUGCUAGACAAUAGCUCCCAGAUCCCCGCCAAUCUCACCCCGGAGGCCCUCCUGGCCGUGUCCAUCCCCCUCGGUCCUGACCAGCAGCCCCAUCGCUGCCGCCGCUUCCGACACCCCCAGUGGCAGCUCCUGGACCCCAACAACACGGCCACCAACGGGAGCGAGGCUGGCACAGAGCCAUGCAUGGACGGCUGGGUCUACGAUUACAGCACCUUCACCUCCACCAUCGUGACCACGUGGGACCUGGUGUGCAGUGACCAAGGCCUGAAGCCCCUGGGACAGUCCGUCCACAUGAUGGGGUUACUGACGGGGACCUUCGUCUGGGGUAUCCUGUCUUCCCGGUUAGGGCGUAAGCCAAUGCUGACCUGGUGCUGGCUACAAACUGGUGUGGCUGGCACCAGCACUGUCUUUGCCCCGAAUUUCCCCAUCUACUGUGGCCUCCGGUUCCUGAGUGCCUUCGGGCUGAGCGGCAGCAUCCUGAUCACAACCACGCUGAUAGCCGAGUGGACCAUAACCCGCUGGAGAGCUGCUGCCAUGACAAUUCAGUGCUGCACCUACAGCAUGGGCCAGAUGGGCCUGGCCGGCCUGGCGUUCGCCCUGCGGGACUGGAGAGCCCUCCAGCUGGCUGUGUCGGUGCCCUUCCUGCUCAUCUCCCUGAUCUCAUGGUGGCUGCCAGAGUCCGCCCGAUGGCUGCUCAUCAAAGGCAAACCAGACCAAGCCCUUGGGGAACUUCAAAAAGUGGCCAGGAUCAACGGCUGCAAGGAAGCCCAGAAGACCCUGACCAUAGAGGUGCUCAAGUCCACCAUGGAGAAGGAAAUGACCUCUGGGGAGGCUCAGCGGACGCUGCUGGACCUGUUCCAGGUGCCCAUACUGGUCAGGAGGAUAUGGGUCAUGUCCAUGGUGAGCGUCUGCAUACAGCUGUCCUACUACGGGCUGGUCCUGGACCUGCAGAGCCUGGGCCGGGACCUCUUCCUCCUGCAGGCCCUCUUCGGAGCCAUAGAUAUCGUGGGCCGGGUCACCUCUAUCCCCAUGCUCAGCCUCCUGGGCCGCCGCAUGACUGUGGCCAGCUUCCAGGCCCUGGCCGGGGUGUGCAUCCUGGCCAACGUGCUCGUGCCCCAAGAUCUGCAGGCCCUGCGCGUGGCGCUGGCUGUGCUGGGGAAAGGCUGCUUUGCGAUCACCCUGACCAGCAUCACUGUCUAUGGGACAGAGCUCUUCCCGACCUCGCUGCGCAUGACAGCAAGUGGCUUCCAGCAGUCUCUAGGCCGUGUGGGAGCUAUAGCUGGGCCUCUGCUCAGGAUGGCCCACCAGACCCUGCCUCUGCUGCCACCGCUCUCCUACGGUACUGUCCCCAUUGUCUCCGGCCUGGUCAUGCGGCUCUGCCUCCCUGACACCCAGGGACAGCCACUCCCCGACACCGUACAGAACCUGGAGAGCCAGCCUGAUCACUACAUGCGCUUCCACAGAGCGAGAAAUGGGGCUGGGAAUCAUCUCACAGGCAGCAGCUGGCGCGUCAUCCACGCAGAACUACCGGACAAGCGAGCGAGGCAAGCCUGUGGGGAGAGGAGGAGGCCCCGAAGGAGCCUGAGGAAGCCCCCGGAGGACGCGGGAAGCAGGGAAGAAAGUGUCUCAGGAGGAGACGAUCGGAGGCUGCGGGGGCAAAAGGGGAUGCAGACGGGAGAUGCCACGGGCCCCAGCGACGGGUCAAGACUUGACCAGAAUGGAUCAGAGAAAGAACAGGAAGAGGGACUGAGGAUGAGGGUCAAUUCUAUGCUCAAAAGGGGGUGCUCACCGCGCCUCCACGUACGCGCCAUGGCUUUUCCUGACCUCCUGGACAAAGUAGGGGACCUGGGCAAGUUCCAGCUGCUACAGAAUGUGGCCCUACUGGUCCCCAUCAUUUUGCUCACCAGUCAGAACAUGAUAGAGAACUUCUCGGCCGCCGUGCCCAGACACCGCUGCUGGGUGCCCCUCCUGGACAACGGCACUGCCCAGGCCAGCCUCCCCGGGGCCCCGGGCCCCGAGGCCCUCCUGGCCGUGUCCAUCCCCCUUGGCCCUGACCAGCAGCCCCAUCGCUGCCGCCGCUUCCAACACCCCCAGUGGCAGCUCCUGGACCCCAACAACACGGCCACCAACGGGAGCGAGGCUGCCACGGAGCCAUGUUUGGACGGCUGGGUCUACGAUUACAGCACCUUCACCUCCACCAUCGUGACCACGUGGGACCUGGUGUGCGACUCUCAGGCCAUGAAGCCCAUGGCCCAGUCUAUCUUCUUGUCUGGGAUUAUGGCUGGAGCUGCAGUGUGCGGCCACAUCUCCGAUCGGUUCGGGCGCAGGAAGGUGCUGACGUGGAACUACCUUCAGGUGGCCGUGUCAGGCACGGUGGCCGCCUUUGUCCCCACCUUCUCCCUCUACUGCCUCUUCCGGUUCCUGGUGGCCUUUGGCCUGGCAGGCAUUAUGAUGAACACAACCACUCUGCUGAUGGAGUGGACGUCCGCGAAAUCCCGAACAGUCACGAUGAUCUUCAACUUCAUGGGCUUCAGCUUUGGCCAGAUGCUGACGGGCGCCGUGGCUUACGGGGUGCGCAGGUGGCCACUGCUACAGAUGGCGAUCUCUGUCCCCUUCUUCAUCUGCUUCCUCUACUCAUGGUGGCUGCCGGAAUCGGCACGGUGGCUCAUCAUCACAGGCAAGCUGGAUAGGGGCCUGCGGGAACUGCAGAGGGUAGCCAUUAUCAAUGGAAAAAAGACUGUGCAGGACACACUGACGAUGGAGGCCUUGCUGUCAGCCAUGCGGGAGGAGCUGAGUGGGGACCAGGCUACCAUCAAGCUGAGCACCCUGCUCUCCACACCUGUACUGCGUCUCCGGAUCUGUGUCUCCAUGCUUUGCUGGUUUGCCUUUGGCUUCUGCUUCUACGGUGUGGCCCUGGACCUGCAGUCCCUGGGCAGCAACAUGUUCCUGCUCCAAGGGCUCAUCGGGGCCAUGGACUUCCUGAGCAAGAUCUUCACCCUGCUCCUGAUGAACUAUCUGGGCCGCCGCUCCAUUCAGGCCAGCUCCCUGGUGCUGGCUGGGCUCUGCAUCCUGGCCAACACGCAGGUGCCUCAAGAGAUGGGGGCACUGCGCUCGGCUCUGGCUCUGCUGGGGCUGGGGUCUCUGGGGAGCACCUUCACCUGCAUCAGCAUCUUCAGUGGCGAGCUCUUCCCCACGGUGCUAAGGAUGAGAGCAGUGGGCCUCUGCCAGAUGGCGGCCCGAAUGGGGGCCUUCCUGGGGCCUCUGAUCCGGAUGCUGAGCACCCACAGCCCCUCCAUCCCCCUGUUCAUCUACGGGAGCGUGACAGUGCUGGGCGGUCUGGCCACCCUGCUGCUGCCGGAGACCAAGAACUUGCCGCUGCCUGACACCAUGCAGGACGUGCAGAAACAGGCUGUGAAGAAGCCGGCGCGCCCCACUCCGGCGGCACCCUCCGUGCUCAAGUCCACGCAGUUCUAGCCUUCUGCAAGCCCACAAAGGAUGAGAAGAGGGAAAGGAGGAGAAGGAAGAGGAGGAGGAGGAGGUAGCUUCUUUUCUCCCCUGAAGAUGGCAGAGGCUGUCUCUUUGGCAGCUCUGUCUAGCUCAGAAGGGACAAAGGACGGCGUGAUUGGCAAGAGGCUGCAGGCAGCGCGUCGCCCCGACUUGCCCCUGUGACUGCAGAGAGGGGAAAGGCCAAGGCCAGGGUACAUGCCCCCACUGCUGGGCGCCCCACCGGGCCACCUGGUGCACGCCGGCUCUCACCUCCCUGGCUGGGCAUGCGCUGUGGAGGCCUUUGGCUAUGUGACCCCUCCCACCCUUCAGGAAACCCCAGCCACAUGCUCAGCUGCAUCCUCUGCCCGCCACUGUCCCCCCUCCACCAUGCCUCUUGGUCUCCCAGACCCAGGACAGGGGCCCUACCUCCCUGGUGCAGAACCAGACUUCACCCUAGCCCACGGCGAAGGCCACACGCCUAUCUUGUCCACAGCAGUAGAGGGCCAGGUGGCCCCGUUGCUCCGUGACCCAGCUGGUACAGGGCGGGCCAGAGAGACAUCGGUGUGAACAAAGAGCCGAGAAUAAAUGAAUGAUGUCCCCUAUUGA